Funneliformis geosporum is the source of this 663-nucleotide messenger RNA. Lineage: Eukaryota; Fungi; Glomeromycota; Glomeromycetes; Glomerales; Glomeraceae. The record is from the annotation of a GenBank genome assembly.
AUGAAAGGCCUUUAUCCAAAAGUAUUAGAGGAGUUGCAUAUUAGACGAAAUUCACUAAAAAGAUGUCUUGCUCUAUUAAAUGAUAAAAAGGAAGAAUUAGAAAAGAAGAUUAAUUUGGCAGAAGAAAGAGGCAUAGUUAUUACAGAUACUUUAAAAUCUGAAUACUCUUCAGUUGUCUUUAAUAUCACUUGUCUAGACGCAAAACAGCUUGCUUUAAAAAGUAAAAGGUUCAGUGUAAAAUAUGGGGAUACAGAUUCCUUAUACUUUGUCUGUCCAGAAAAAUGUUUUCAGAAAUGUGAUGAGACAUAUGACAAUGGUAAUGGGAUCUCAAAAGAAGAAUAUUGGUCUAGAAUGAUAAACAUCUUUAUGGAAGUAAUAGAAAGACUUCGUGAUGAAGUUAAUGACUUUCUCAGAAAUGAUAAUGGAUCAUCUUAUCUCAAAAUGGCGUAUGAGGAAGUCUUAUUUCCAGUAAUUGUAAAGCGAAGGCAGUCUAAACACUUUCGUGAGGUAGGUAAGAAAGUCAUGGAUGAAUCUAUGAAGAUAGACCUUAAUGGGAUAGUUAAAACUGCUAUAUGGAAGCCUAAUAAAAAUAAAAAGAGUGUCCAGCGUUUCAUUUCACAAAUGGGAGAUAGAUAUACCUGUGAAGAAGCAGAUGCCAAAUGA